CAUUGCUGUUAAAAGAAAAGAUCCUUUGGUUUUUGUUUUGUUCAGACUCUGCAGAGUAUUGAAGAAGCAAAGUAAAAAAAAAAAAAAAAUUCUAGAAAAGAAGAAGAGAGCUUUGAUCAAAUGGUGCAGUUGAUGAAUUCAGGAAAAAGGGUAGCUGUGAAACUGGAAGUGGAAGAUGCCUUGGAAGAUGAGUUGUCUCCUCCUCACAAAAAAGGAUCAAAACUUGACCCUUCUUUACAGGAGGGUGAUAAUGAAAGUAGGAAUUUUCUAAUCCCACCUUCAUUAUAUAAUCCACUUGAUGAGCCAAGUCCGCUUGGCUUGCGUCUGAAAAAGAGCCCAUCUUUUUUGGACUUGAUACAAAUGAAACUUUCACAACAAAAUGCCGAUAAGUUAGCAGCUCUUAAGAAGAAAGAUAGUAAGGGAGUUGCAGUUUCCGGCGUACAGGACAAGCUAAAAGCCUCGAAUUUUCCCGCUUCCCUGUUGCGAAUCGGUUCUUGGGAGUAUAAGUCAAGAUAUGAAGGGGAUUUGGUGGCAAAAUGUUACUUUGCUAAGCACAAGCUUGUAUGGGAAGUGCUUGAUGGUGGACUCAAGAACAAGAUUGAAAUUCAGUGGUCAGAUAUUGUAGCUAUCAAGGCAAAUUAUACUGAUGAUGGCCCGGAGACCUUUGAUGUAGUGUUGGCAAGACAACCACUUUUCUUUAGGGAGACAAAUCCACAACCUAGGAAGCAUACUUUAUGGCAAGCAUCAUCAGAUUUUACUGGUGGACAAGCAAGCAUACACAGGCAACAUUUCCUACAGUGCCAACAGGGCCUUCUAGGAAAACAUUUUGAGAAACUUAUCCAAUGUGAUCCUCGUCUGAAUUUCCUAAGUAAACAGCCUGAAAUUUUGUUAGAAUCACCUUAUUUUGAACCCAGGAUAUCUGGUUUCAAUGAUUCAAAUGAAGCUGGCCAUGGGGUUGAGUUAAAAAGUGAGGAGGGUCAUAUUAUCUUUGGAUUGCAGGAUCCAUUAUCACCAUCUGCUGGUCAAUCUUCUUCAUGCAAAAAUGAGCAAGAUUUCAGUGGUAGAGCUACUGAAAAUUUUUGCCAGGGAACUCCAUCACCUAGCUCAGUAAUGGAUACCCAUGCGAUUGAAGAAAUUAGAGGCAGCACGGCUAAGGAAGGAAAGUUGCUCGGUCAAUGGGAUCAGAUUAGAUUUCCUGGAAUUCAUGCAUCCAUGUCGAUGAGUGAUCUUGUGAAUCAUAUUGGAAAUUGCAUCUGCGGACAGAUGACAUCUUCCCUUGAUGACCUACAGAGCCGAGACAUUUUGGAGGAGAUUACACAAUACUUGCUCAAUGACUCACAGCUUACACCAGCCUCUGAUGAAGAGUGUCUCAUGUCUAGGGUCAAUUCACUUUGCUGUCUUCUGCAGAAGGAUUCUGCUGUGGAACCAAAUUUUCAGCCCAAAGAGGAUGAUGCUGUUGAUGUGCAUGAUUAUGGUAAAAUUGUUGAAGGCAGUUCAGUCUCAGCACCAGCACGUGAGAGUAAGACGUCAGAAGGUUUUCCUGUAACAAUGGAUGAAUCCAAUGAUGUUUCUGGCUCCAAGCGCCCGCAGGCCUUGUCAAGGAAGGACUCAGUAGGGGAUCUUCUGCUUAAUCUUCCCAGGAUUGCUUCACUACCACAGUUUUUGUUCAACAUCAUGGAAGAUUCUGAUAGAGAAGGUAGAUAAAGAUAUACCUAAAGGUUUUUCUUCUACAAGAGUAGGAAGAAUGAUUGCAGGUUUUCUAACUAAACUUGUAAAACUUAAGGAUUUCUCAAAUUAGUGCUUAUGAAGAAUCCAUGUUCAUACUAGAACCUCUGUUUGGUGUUCUCAGUAUGUCUAUCCCUAUGUAAAAAUUAGUGAAACUCUUAAAGGUCAUGUUUGUAAAUAUUGUCUAUAUUUAGUCUUGUUACAGGUAUCUUUAGUGCUUCAUUUUGGGAGGAAAAUGUUGCUCUUUUUGGUCACCUACCGAUUACCUUUUACCUUGACGAUCAACUUUGCUGAAUAAAAUAAAUAGCUUAAUAUGACUUGGGGAUUAUUUUUGCUGGGUGGUGCACUUU
This is a messenger RNA of Durio zibethinus, 2075 nucleotides long. RefSeq lists its product as uncharacterized. NCBI's taxonomy places the organism in Eukaryota, Viridiplantae, Streptophyta, Magnoliopsida, Malvales, Malvaceae. The record is from RefSeq and is a predicted model, not a curated record.